Microtus ochrogaster (prairie vole) is the source of this 551-nucleotide messenger RNA. RefSeq names its product ADP-ribosylation factor-like protein 6 (gene Arl6). The record is from RefSeq and is a predicted model, not a curated record. NCBI's taxonomy places the organism in Eukaryota, Metazoa, Chordata, Mammalia, Rodentia, Cricetidae. Gene Ontology annotation, molecular function: GTPase activity; GTP binding. The annotation marks the transcript as partial. The transcript has 5 exons.
GCCCAGUGUCAGGAUAUAGUUCCAACCAUAGGAUUCAGCAUAGAGAAAUUCAAGUCCUCCAGUUUGUCUUUUACAGUGUUUGACAUGUCAGGGCAAGGAAGGUACAGGAAUCUUUGGGAACACUAUUAUAAAGAUGGACAAGCCAUUAUUUUUGUCAUUGAUAGUAGUGAUAAAUUAAGGAUGGUUGUGGCCAAAGAAGAACUUGAUACUCUUCUAAAUCACCCAGAUAUUAAGCACCGCCGGAUUCCAAUCUUGUUCUUUGCGAAUAAAAUGGAUCUCAGAGACGCAGUGACAUCUGUGAAGGUGUCUCAGUUGCUGUGCUUAGAGAACAUCAAAGACAAGCCGUGGCAUAUUUGUGCGAGUGAUGCCAUCAAAGGAGAAGGACUACAGGAAGGUGUGGACUGGCUUCAAGGUACACCGCACGCUGCUGUGCCUCUGUAGCCUCUUUCUUUGUCAUUCAUUUCAUUUUUAUAUUUUAAUUUUAUUACAUCAAUGCCUCCUUCUUGUUUUUUAUUUCUGCUGUCAGAAAAAACAAUACAGUAAGUACCUGA